UGAGAGCACUUAACCAAACUCUCUAAGCGCUUUGCCUGUUUUCGAUAACACAUACAUGGAGAUGGAGGAUCAAAUGGAAAGCCAGAAGAGCAGAGGAGUGAGCAAAGAAAACCUGAUAUCUGAACACACAGGAUCGUUGGGGUGUUGUGGCUGGGUACUUGUCAUUAUCUCUGGCUUUUUCACCUGCUUACUCUUUCCCUUCACCAUUUGGUUUUGCAUAAAGAUUGUUCAAGAAUAUGAACGAGCAGUGAUCUUCAGGUUGGGUCGUGUCACUGACAGAAAGGCCAAAGGACCAGGCAUUUUUGGCAUUCUUCCAUGCACUGAUAGCUUGGUAAAAGUCGACUUGAGAACAGUUUCAUUUGACAUCCCACCACAGGAGAUCUUGACAAAGGACUCGGUAACCGUCAGUGUGGAUGGGGUGGUGUACUUCCGGGUCAGUGAUCCCAUUGCCUCUGUGGUGAAUGUGUCCAACGCAGACUUUGCCACGCGCCUCCUGGCUCAAACCACUCUCAGGAACGUCCUGGGCACCAAGAACCUGGCCGAGCUGCUGUCUGACAGAGAGGGCAUCGCACAUAGUAUGCAGAGCAAUUUGGAUGAAGCCACAGACGACUGGGGGAUCAAAGUGGAGCGAGUGGAGAUAAAGGAUGUGAAGCUACCCAUUCAGCUGCAGAGAGCCAUGGCUGCUGAGGCAGAGGCCUCCAGAGAGGCCCGAGCUAAGGUGAUAGCAGCAGAGGGAGAGAUGAAUGCAUCGCGCGCUCUUAAAGAGGCGUCUUUGGUCAUUGCUGAGUCUCCAUCUGCGCUGCAGCUGCGGUAUCUCCAGACUCUCAACACUAUAGCUGCAGAGAAGAACUCCACCAUCAUCUUCCCCCUGCCCAUUGAUAUGAUGUCACACUUUAUGAAGAAGUAAAAACCUGGACAAAAA
Molecule: messenger RNA, 922 nt
Organism: Periophthalmus magnuspinnatus
Lineage: Eukaryota; Metazoa; Chordata; Actinopteri; Gobiiformes; Gobiidae
Gene: stoml3b
Product: stomatin (EPB72)-like 3b
Exons: 7
Coding region: 56-907 (283 amino acids)
Cellular component (GO): plasma membrane
Source: RefSeq, a predicted model, not a curated record